AGGGCGGGCGAUACUGAUGAACUCCAUAUUCACUUGUCCGUACUGAAUGCACCCCGUGAGGUGGCAAAGGAUGACGAGGAGAUGAUGGAUCUGUUAAGAAAGACGCUCCCGAGGUGGAAUACGGUCACGCUACAUCUCAACCGACGAGAGAAUGUCCUGGAUGGCUUUGACCAGUGGACCUCACUGCGGUCCUUGUCUGUCACAUUUCUACGACAAGUCAGCACCACAUCAUUUGAGCCGCUCUUCGAUUCGAUCGACAGGUCGGCACUGCAACUCAAAACACUGCAUAUUUCGGGGGACACGCGGGAAUGGGCACCCUACUUCCAGUCCGUAUUCCCCCGCCUCGUGUCCUUCACUCUCCAAGACUCUUCUCUCCGAUGUCUGGGUAAUAUUCAUUGGAAGAAUCUACAACAUCUUGUUCUCGUACACUGUGCAGGCGCGCUAGCUACAAUGAACCCGUCCCCUUUCCAUUCCGGUACCACCUCUUUCCCCGCCCUCAAAACCUUGACCAUCCACAGAGCACCGGCUGAGGUGAUACAGGGGUUCCCACUCGACACCCUCAAAGAACUCUCCAUAUCCGAUUCCGAAAUGACACUCAGCGAAGUACGGCUCCUCCCCAAGUUGGAAAGCCUAGACCUCCAGCUAAAAGCGUCUCAAAUGGGCUUUUUAACUUGGUUAAAGACCCCGAAUAUCAAAUCGUUUGAACUAAAGCAGGUGGAGCCCGGUGAUCUGAACGGCAACACUCCUCUUGCCGCGUUGACCACGUUCCUCAAUCAGAACGCGAGGAUGAUCCCUGAACAGCCCCCUGUCAAUGCGCAGGAUGAAGAGGAAUCGACAGACCCUUCCACUUCCACAGCCGCGGACGCCACAGCGUCACCCGAUGCCUCUUCCUCCACAAUUGCAACCGCUCUCGAUGCACCAACCGCACUCACAACCGAAUUGGAAAGGACCAGUGCCUUUGCUUUUCGGCAUGUAGCUAUACAAGAUGUCGUGGUUGAUCCAAGUGCUUUUGAGAGUGUUCUCAAGAGGAGUCCCAAUCUUGAGGUCUUGAGGAUCGUACCGAUCUCAUUGACCGCGGCACGCAAAUUGCUGUGGCUCAAGGAGAAACAGGGGACGUUGGCGGGUGACGGCCCACUGGAUAUCGCACCUAUAGAACCCCAAACGGACUCUAACUCUACUCGGGCAGACAAUGGUCCUAGUGAUGAGGUGAUGGGUAGAACGAUGGAUAGUAUUGUCAUCGACACUGAUACGGAAAUGCAGAUAAUAGAACAGGAAGUGAGUUCAGAUGCAGACAGAACGAGUGUAGAACUCGAUCUCCUCGGCUUGGAUUGGUGCAUGCCCGACACCACGACCACAACUGCAGCUUCUUCUCAAUCUGGACAGAUAUAUUCUCCUACAGACUUUAUGGAUCUUCCCAUGGACGAGGGACCCUCUUCGAUACCAACACCCGAGCUUUACAUCCUUGACGACCUGCCCAGCUCUUCUGAAAAGGCUGCUAGUUCAAUGACACUCACAAGCACCUCGACGUCUGCUCCUCUCUCUAUGAUCGACUUGAAUUCUCCUCCCUCUGCCUCUCCAUCCGGUCCGAAAUCCAUGGACGAUGUCCAUCGGGCCUCAUCCGCAGACCCGCCCUACCACGUCCACACCCCAAGUGUGGAUCCUAUUCCCUCUUCCUCCAUGGAGAUAUCCAACUCCCUCCCCAUUGAACUUAUCCCCUCCAGUGCUCUUUCUGAUAGUGACAUGCCUACUGCUUCCACUUCUGUAUCCACCCCGACCCCCAUCACAGCCGCUACAACCCCCGCUGUUCCUACCACAAUCGUCGCAUCUCCUUCUCCCGAGACGACAGAUAAAACACCACCUCCACCCCAGGUAUCACCAUCGAACGCUUCCUCGCAAGAGAAUGGAGGACAAUAUGUCGCUCCUGCUCUCCAUGAAAUCAAGAUCCGUAUUCUACCCUAUGCUCUAUAUGUCGAAGAGGAUGCCGAAGCGACCCUACGCAAAGAGCUCGAAGAAGUCGCAAAGGAAAGGACGGAGAAUGGGCUUCCCCUGAGCGUCAAAAUUUUCAGAAACAUCGUCAAAUAG
Acaulospora colombiana is the source of this 2082-nucleotide messenger RNA. The record is from the annotation of a GenBank genome assembly. Lineage: Eukaryota; Fungi; Glomeromycota; Glomeromycetes; Diversisporales; Acaulosporaceae.